Microtus oregoni (creeping vole) is the source of this 7524-nucleotide messenger RNA. RefSeq names its product fibronectin type III and SPRY domain containing 1 like (gene Fsd1l). The record is from RefSeq and is a predicted model, not a curated record. Lineage: Eukaryota; Metazoa; Chordata; Mammalia; Rodentia; Cricetidae. Gene Ontology annotation, molecular function: protein binding. The transcript has 14 exons. The coding region runs from base 282 to 1808 and encodes 508 amino acids.
GCGCAGGCGGACAGGCAGCGCUUUAUCCUCCAAGGGUGCGGGUGGCCCAGCGCGCGCAUGCGCAUGCGUGACGCGCUCGCACCCCGCCCUGCCGCGAGCCGCCCUUUCACCCUGGCAACCGCGGCUCGGCAGCGGCGCGCGCGGGUUGGGCGCGGACGGGCGGGACCUCUGCGGGACGGGACCGGGCAGGCGGCGGACGAAGGUAGCGGGUCUCAAAGGCUCCUCAGGUUCCUCACUCGGUUCCGGUGACAGGAUCGGCCCGGAGGGCUUAGUCCCUCGCCAUGGACUCGCAGAAAGAAGCUCUACAAAGAAUCAUCUCAACUCUGGCAAGUAAGAACGAUGAGAUUCAGAACUUUAUUUAUACACUAAAUCACACACUGAAAGGAGUUCAGGAAAAUUCUUCUAAUGUGCUUUCAGAAUUAGAUGAAGAGUUUGAUAGUUUGUACUCUAUAUUAGAUGAUGUGAAGGAAAGUAUGAUCAGCAGCAUCAAGCAGGAGCAAGCACGUAAAUCACAGGAGUUACAGAGUCAGCUCAGUCAAUGUAACAAUGCCCUGGAAAACUCCGAAGAACUGCUGGAAUUUGCAACCAGGUCACUGGAUAUAAAGGAGCCUGAAGAAUUCUCAAAGGCUGCCAGACAGAUCAAGGAUAGAGUCACAAUGGCUUCAGCCUUUCGCCUUUCUUUGAAACCAAAAGUCAGUGACAACAUGACACAUUUAAUGGUGGAUUUCUCUCAGGAAAGACAGAUGCUGCAAACUUUGAAGUUUUUGCCAGUCCCCAAAGCUCCAGAGAUAGAUCCAGUAGAGUGUCUGGUGGCUGACAAUUCUGUCACGGUAGCGUGGAGAAUGCCUGAAGAAGACAGUAAGAUUGACCAUUUCAUGAUGGAAUACAGGAAGACAAACUUCGAUGGGCUCCCGCGUGUGAAGGACGAGCGGUGCUGGGAAAUGAUUGAUAACAUCAAGGGUACUGAAUACACGUUAGCAGGCUUAAAAUUUGAUUCAAAGUAUAUGAAUUUCAGAGUGCGUGCUUGCAACAAGGCUGUGGCUGGAGAGUAUUCCGAUCCAGUGACCCUAGAGACCAAAGCUCUUAACUUCAGUUUAGAUAACUCAUCAUCACAUUUGAACUUGAAAGUUGAAGAUUCCUGUGUAGAGUGGGAUCCUACUGGAGGAAAAGGCCAAGAAAGUAAAAUUAAAGGAAAAGAGAACAAGGGCAGUGUCCAUGUUACUUCACUGAAGAAACACGCAAGAAGUGGUACACCAUCCCCAAAACGGACGUCUGUAGGCUCCAGGCCACCAGCAGUAAGAGGCAGCAGAGACCGUUUUACUGGGGAGUCAUACACAGUGCUAGGAGAUACCGCUAUUGAAGGUGGACAGCAUUAUUGGGAAGUCAAAGCCCAGAAGGAUUGUAAAUCCUACAGUGUGGGCGUAGCAUACAAAACUUUGGGAAAAUUUGACCAGUUAGGAAAGACAAACACCAGUUGGUGCAUCCAUGUCAACAGCUGGUUACAGAACACAUUUGCUGCCAAACAUAACAAUAAGGUCAAAGCUUUGGAUGUUCCUGUUCCUGAGAAAAUAGGUGUGUUUUGUGACUUUGAUGGAGGUCAGCUGUCUUUCUAUGAUGCACACUCAAAGCAGUUGCUAUAUUCCUUCAAGACAAAAUUUACUCAGCCAGUACUGCCUGGUUUCAUGGUCUGGUGUGGUGGACUUUCUUUGAGUACUGGAAUGCAGGUUCCAAGUGCUGUGAGGACACUUCAGAAAAGUGAAAAUGGAAUGACCGGUUCAGCAAGCAGCCUGAACAAUGUCACUCAGUAACAGCUCCUCAGACUGUGUUUACCCUUCUUCUUUGGGUGGCCUUUCCACGCAGUUCCUAAUGCAGACGUUUUGGAGUGGUGGGAAUGAGGCCUGCUAUGCUCUGCUUUAAAGCCUGGACUCUGCUAGACUAAGCACCAAAUAGGAAGCAGCCACAGGAGAGUACUUAGUGUCCCAGAAGCCAGUACCUAUGGACUGUCGUUUGAGUAGUAAAUAGAAAAGGAGUGGUAUUGAAGGAUUUAUGUAGAAACCCAUUUUUCCGUUUCUUGAGAUACUUUGGCUCGUCUAAUAGUAAUAGUUAUAUAUGGUGACCCAGGGCCUGGGCUGCAAAGCUCUGAAAGCUUACUGUGUUCUUGUUUCUCCUCACCAGCUGUCAUUAAUUCCUUAACCUGAUGCUUUCAGAACACAGGGUUCCAAGACUUUGUAGAAAUUCAGAUCAUUGCCUUGGAUGGCAGAGAAGUUUUCUUACAGCGGCUCAUUUCACCUUUUAUAAAUGAGUUGGGCUUUUGACAGGUAACUUAUUUAUUGACCAGAUUCAUAUAAUUUUUUCCUCUAAAAUAUUGUGAUAAUUGUUCUUAUAACCCAAAAUAUCAAGCAGAUAAGAAGAAAUUAGACAGUGCAAAGGGAGUAUUGGUCACACCUUCUGCUCCUCCCUGUGCUCCUGGGGACCAUUUGAAAAGCCUGGCUUUCUGAUUUUGUUCUCUUCUUUAAUCCCACUUUUUAAAGCUACCUUUGAAAAGAUUUCCUCUUAAGCUAGCACUGAUGAUAAUGUAAUUAUUGCUUAUUUUUACCCUUGCUAAUGAGAGUGGAAGUUUGUUGAUUAAGUUCUAUAAAGGGUAAAAAGCUGUACAUUACUAAUUUUUUGUCUGUGAAAGAUUAUAAAGAAAUAUUUCUAAAGUAUUCCUUUCUGGAAUAGUUUAAGUUAUUUUUACAAAGAUAUAGAAUAGUUUAACUAACUGUUUUGAAAAAACUACAUGUGUCUGAUUUAGUAUAAAUGUUUUCAAAUAAUUAUUUGAAGAUUUGGUGGGGUUUUUUUUGUCUUUUUGUUUCACUCAUUCACUGUUUAAAAGUUUAUGAUUCUUCCACAAAUGAACACGCAUGUCUUCCCCGAGCCCACAUCUUUCCCGAGGGGAUGUGUGAAUCAGCAAGUGCAGCUGUGGUUACCUAUUGCAGAGUUGCUGAAACUCGAGUUUCUGAAGCCAAAGUUGAAGCUGAAAUUAUAAAACUGCUUUCAGACAGCCCUUUAAAGAAGUGAAUAUUCGACUUUUAAUUUUUGAGACUUUAAAUCUCUUUUUGUUUUAAGUGUCUUGGGCUUUGGCAAACUUCCCUGGAGAAGUGUCUGUUGCUGCUUUCUGUGUGGUGUUUGUAUGGCGGUCAUAAGUAUUUGCUCUUAAAAUUUGCUGCUUACUGGCAUGAUUGUUUUUGUUCUGUUGAUAAAACAAAUUUGACGUAGGAUACUAUUUUUCUCAUGUAACAGAUAUCUGCGCUGUCAUCUGAUAACACAUUGGCAGCUUUUCAGACUGAAACGAUUUACAGAGUGAAAUAUGCCAAUAUUCAUUUGGUUCCCCAAAGCAGUAUUUUAUUUUCAUUUUUCAUAGCUUGAAAGGCAUUGUUCAGAGUUCUACUACCUAUAGGAAUAUCAUUUCAUGACCUUAGGAAAAAGGAGUUGCUCCUUUUUGUAAAGUCAUACCUGAAAGCAGUAAUUGACUGGAAUUGUUUUGUGUGACUACUCAGUAUAUUUUGUCAAAAAUGACAUUAAGAGCCAGCUGUUCUUACAUAGAACUUUUCUUUAUGAUAUUAUAUCUUCCAUAGUUGUCUUCUCAUUUAUACAGUGCCUUUUUCCUCUACGCACACUCACUGUCAAUUGAAUUUAGGCCAGGCAGCUUGCACUUAGUGGUGAGGGCCUUCUGUUGAGGGCUGGAGGAGUGCGUGUGGUUCUUGGACCAUCAUUUGAGACCUUUAUAUAAAAUUUCCACGCAUUCAUUGGAAUAUGCGUGAUUUUUACCAAGAGGUUUUGUUUCUCAGUGUAUCUGUAGUACAAAGUAUAAAGUCAGUGAAUAAGAGUCCAAGAUCUUAUCACGUGAUAUUUGGUACUAAUUAUUCCUUCAUUACUUUCAAGUAACAGCUUUUUCUUUCUCUCUGAUUCUUAUUGUCUCUUAUUUUAUUAAAAAAAAAACCACAUCUGUAGUACUUUAGUUUAAAAACCCAAGUUUAUUAAGUUAAAAGGAAGUUUGUCACCCUUGUUUUUAAAUUAAAAAUAAUUGAAUAUAGUGCCUACUUAAAUCAUUUCAAAAUAAGGUAACUAUUAAUUGAUCAUAGUCUUUGACAUCCUCAUUAGCAUUAGAGGUAAAAACUGAGCUUUGCGCAGCUUAGCUGCUGUGGUACAUCCGCCAGAGGUCCUCUCAUAACUCACAGUGCGCUCCCUGCGCUCUUCCCUGCUUCCGUGUCUGCGUGCCCCGCUCAAGCACCGCUGCUUUCCAUGAAGGAAGCGCAGGAGACGUGGACUGGAAUGCACAGACACAGGUAUGAAACUGUCUCAUAAAAACAUGUAGGAAGUAUUGUAUUUCUCUUUCAGCAGUUGAAUUCCAACCCAGGUUUAUUCAGCUGGAAGUAGACAGGAAGGGGCUGCCUUAAGCACUUUAGAAAAGAAUUCUGCUACAAUUCACUGACCCAGCUGACUGUCACAUCAUUUAAAGUUUGGUAAAUAUGUAAUACACCGACCACUUCAUGACUAAUGCACAUAGAAAUGUAAUAUAUAGUGAUUCUCUGAAUGUUCCAGGUAGAGGUUUUAAAGAAGUAUUAAGGGUUUGUCUGUGGGUUUGAUAGCACCUCUGCCAUAGGACAGUGAACUGCUGGACAGCAGGUGUGCCCUUCUCCGUCUGUUCUGAAGAUUUUGACUGACUUGCAGUCAGGGUCUCAUUUGUGGAAUAAAACCAUCAACAAUAUUAUGUAUAACCUGAACUUCCAAGAUCCUUGGUAUAAAUAAUAAAAGAAAAUGUUUAUAAUGAAAUAUUUUAAUUAGGUCAAGAUAUUCUAUUUCCUGACUUACUUAGAAUGAUUGAUUUUUCUCUAUAUAUCUUUUCCAAAAAUUAUAACUAUUUAUGUAUUUGCAGUUGUUUCUUUCAAAAACAAUUUUAAAAAUUGGAAAGGGAUAUAUUUGGGACGUGAUUACUCCAAAGAAUAUUAAUCUUAAAAGGAGACAGUAUAUACGUCUUACCAUGAACUGUAUUCCUCUAGGCCAUGGUGCCUCUUGAGCACAGCAGGCAGCGCGCUGGUCUCACACCACUCUAGACGAAAAUGUGAGUGUUUCAGUCACGGCAUAUAAGCCGUAUAACAGUACUUGAGUUUCUAUGCUAUGGCAUCAGUUUUAUUACUUUCUAUGCAGGUUUCCAAAACUAGUAGAGUUUAAUUCACCAUAGCACCUCGCUCUGCUGUUUUUGAUGUUAUAGUCUUCAUCUAAAAAUAAUGUUUUGUUAAUAUGUCAUUACACUUCUUAAAGAAAUACAUUCAUUGGGCUGGGAAGAUGGAUCACAGGAAAAGAGCUUGCUGCCAGGAAGAUGACUGAGUUUGUUCCCUGGGGCACACAAGUUUGGGGAGAAGCAACUCCUGUAAGUUGUCCUCUAAACCACACACACACCCCCCCCCACACACCUACACACACACACAAUGCACAUACACGAUAUAACUUUUAAAAAUUUAAAGUACAUUUGUUUUAGCUUGUAAAAAAAACCUAUCAAAUUAAUGAUAAAUCAUAAUACUACACUUUUAUAUUGUAACCAAAAGUCUGGAAAAGUUUCUUUCCUGGUUUUGUUUUUACACUAUAUGCAGUCCUUAAGAGGUAAGCAUGGAUUUACUUAGUAUCCAGGUCACCAUGAAGUUGUUAUUUUCAACCAGAUGUACCUUUUGUAGCUCAGCACUCAGAACUACCGUCAGUAAUAAAGCUUUUCUUACUGAAGAUCAUCACACCAACAUUACAUUGCAAUUGGUAUUUUUAGUUUUUUAUCUGUAUCUGAACAGUGUUCACACUUGUGAGUCUGAUGUCAGUAUUUGUUACCUAAGAGGUAUGAUUAACUUGAAUACCAUAGGAACUUUCCUCCAGUUGGAAGUUAAGUAGAUUGCUCGUUGCUGUUGUUUGAAUUGAAAUGUUAUACAUGCCAUAUGAAUGUUAAGAAUAUCGGCUUAGUAAUCAACACCAGAAAUUACCAUAGAACUUUUAUCUUGACUAUCCAAUCAUAUUAAAAGGGUACUUUUUUCUGGGUUAAUAUAAUAUACAGGCUUUGAUACAUCAUCAGUUAAGUUAUAUUUGUUUAAAAUUAUAUAUUUUCUUAAUAAUACUCAGUCAACUUAAGUUGGUGCUUAGGAAAAACUAUAUAGAGGAUUUACAGUAUGUAGGGCAGCAGUCAGUGAAUGUAUUUGCUUUGCUUGGAACUUUGAACCAAUUUUAAAAUAAAUCAAGUUGGAAGAGAUUGGUAAAAGGCAUUUUAAUAUUGGAACAUUUUGGAGAGCACAGAACUAUGAGAAAAAUGUCAUUUGAACAUUCUCAGUAUCUCUAAGGUACCAAAGGACUGAGUCUAAUUGAUCUUUUGACGGAGACUCUGUAGAAUCAAAUGCAUGACUGAUUCUAUUAAGAUAUAAUAGCUAAUGCUGGGAAAUAGCGCCAGGAAAAGCUGCUAGGCUUUAAGAUUCGUGACAUUAAGUAUUUAAAAUUAAUCACUAUAACUCUCCCAUACAGUAAUACGAUCUUUUGUAAGUCACUCACCACUUUGGGUCUCUAUUGCCUUACUUAAAAUAUUCUGCAUUGUUUAGCCUACCUCACAGGGCUGUUGUGAGGUGUGUAAUGACAUGGAGUCCUCUGGAGAGGGGGUGGUUUUCAUUAAUAAUGGCUGUAAGUGUUUGGAUACUUGUAAAUCCUGUUUACUUUGAAAAAGCAUAUUCUUAAGUUGGUGUUACCGAUGAUUUUUAAAUGAUUUUUUAAAAAGUAAGACCUCCUAUUAAAGUGUUCUUUACUAUUAAUUUGCUUAGUGCACGACUGAGUCUGUGGACAUUUUCUCAACUACUACAUACCUUCUACAGUUGUAAAAGCUCCUCCACAGCGUCCCUGUGUAGAGUAGAAGCCUAAGUACGCAAAUGGCUUCAGCUCCUUUUCCAUCGGGAAUUUGCACUUUCACUUAGGAUGGCCUGGUACUCCGUGCAGAGUGAAGUUGGAUGAAAUAACUCUUCUACAACAACAAGAUGGUUCAGUUAUUUGUUACACUUGACAAAUUAUUGAAAAACAUUUCAAAACCUGUUCAUUAACCUAUAUCAGUUAUUCUCUGGACAUAUUUGUGUUGCUCUAAAUUGGACGUAUUAAAUGGUUUACAAGUUAUCCUACUCUACAGGAUGUUGGUAUGUCUGUUAUCUGGACAUGACUUUGCUAUGCAGUUGUGAUAAAAAAAAAAAUUUGCAGUUCCUCAGGUUUAACCUUUAAGUUGUGGAUGAAGACCAUUAAUCAACUACACAUGAUAUACUCAGUGCUACAAGAGUGUUUGAAAUGAGCACACUGCCUCAUUUUCCUUAGAAACAAGACAAAGCCUUUUAAAUGCUGUUUUUAAACUUCAGAAUGAGUGUAAAGUCCAGUAACUUGUGUGUUGAAAUGAUUGUAUGUUCUGUAUAAAAUGUUCUACUUCGAGUUUUUACAAAAGCACCUGUAUUAUCCCUCUAAAAAUUAAACUUUUUCUUU